Messenger RNA from Macrosiphum euphorbiae (potato aphid), 819 nucleotides. The record is from the annotation of a GenBank genome assembly. NCBI's taxonomy places the organism in Eukaryota, Metazoa, Arthropoda, Insecta, Hemiptera, Aphididae.
AUGGUUUACGAUUUCAUGCAUGAUAUUCCCGAAGGAGUAGCUCGUCAUGAUAUAUCAAUCAUUGUACACAAUUUUAUAAUUAAGAAAUAUUUUACUUUUGAUCAAUUAAACUCUCGUAUUAUUCUUUAUCAGUAUGGUAUAACAGAAAAUAAAAAUUGUCCUCCAAAACUUAAUCAAUCCCAUUUGAAUAAUGGCUCCAUAAUAAUGUCUGCCACGGAGAUGCUCUGUUUAGUGAGACAUUUUGGUCUCAUUGUUGGUGAAUUGAUUCCUAAAAGCUCAAAAAAUUGGAAACUAUAUAUUUUAUUGAGAAAAAUUGUUGAUUUAUGUUGUGCUAGGAGUAUACAACCCGAGUGUUCUAAAUUAUUAGAUUCUCUUGUUACUGAACAUAAUCGACUAUAUAUGGAAUUAUCUAAUAAGACUCUUAAACCAAAGUUCUAUCUUCUUACUCAUUAUGGUCGUUUAUUACUAAAGAAUGGUCCAAUCAGAUUAACAUCUCCUAUACGCUUUGAAGCAAAACAUAAAGUACUAAAGUCAAUUGCUAAUUCUGUCCCCUGUCGUAUAAAUCUCGGUCACACAUUAGCAUUUAAACUUCAAUUACAAACUGUAAGUCGCUUGCUUUCAAAAUCUGAUUUAGACCAAGACCUACAAUUGGGAAUGGGAACAAAUACAAUUCCCACUACAGAUUUACCUUAUUCUUUUAUGAGUAAAUUACCUAAUGAGUUUUUAUCAUCGGUCUUCAACCAGGGGCGUCAUUUCAACUUUUUUUUUGUUGGUGCGAAAAUGUUUGCAGGCCAUUCAAAUUGUUACCAGGCCACAUAG